AUGAAGACAGUGGCUUGUUUGGCAGUGCUUUUGAGCCUUCUUCUGGUGAAAGCUUUCGCUUCACCUUUAAUUGACAAUCGAAUUUUGGGCGGAUCAGACGCUGCUGCCGGGCAAUUUCCGUUCUCCGUGUCGCUCAGGACGCUCCUCAAUACCCACUUCUGCGGCGGAUGCAUACUCAAUGAGCGCUGGGUCCUCACAUCUGGCCACUGCAUGAUGGGUCGUGACCAAGAUGCGAUCAAUAUCGUGGCUGGAAGUCACCUCCGAACGUCUGGCGGUUUGGUUUUCCGCAGCUCUCGCAUCUUCACUCACCCCAAUUUCAACUUCAACCUCAUGGCAAACGAUGUGUCGCUGAUUCUCGUGACCACGCCGUUCUUCUGGACCAACAACAUUCAGCCCAUUUCCCUGGGCAACUCCGACGUGGCCGGCGGAGUCACAGCGACUCUGAUUGGUUGGGGAUGGACUUCGAAUCCCGGAAGUCUCUCCGAUGCUCUCCAGUGGCUGCCAACAGUGACCCUCACGCAGGAUGAGUGUCGUUCGCGACACGUACUCGCUCAGAGACCCUUCAUUCACGAGAACACUCUGUGCACAUCCAAUCCCUUCGGCCAGGGAAUGUGCAUGGCCGACACCGGAGGACCUGUAAUCAUCGGGAAUCACGUGGUGGGCGUGAAGAGUUGGAGUGUGCAGUGCGGUUUGGUGCCCGACAUUCACGCCCGCGUCUCCACACAUCACGAGUGGAUUGUGUCGCUCACAGAGGCGCCAAUUCACGAGCUUCCGUGAUUCCG
Phlebotomus argentipes is the source of this 782-nucleotide messenger RNA. RefSeq names its product chymotrypsin-2-like. NCBI's taxonomy places the organism in Eukaryota, Metazoa, Arthropoda, Insecta, Diptera, Psychodidae. Gene Ontology annotation, molecular function: serine-type endopeptidase activity. The record is from RefSeq and is a predicted model, not a curated record. The coding region runs from base 1 to 777 and encodes 258 amino acids. The transcript is spliced from 2 exons. Gene Ontology annotation, biological process: proteolysis.